GUAGGCUGCCAGUGCCUUUGACGCGGUCGGAUUACCCUGUUCGAGCUCUCUUCCUCUGUACGACCCACCCGGGCCCACUCUUUUACCCUCUCUGACCGCUCUCCUUGCCUACGCUGAUACUGAGGACAUCUUCCGGAGUAUCAAACUGACUGACGCACUUCCUGCGCACUCUACCACCGGCCCCACCCAUCUGACUUUCUUGGAGGUUCUUUACGUUAGAACAAGCCCAACACAUGCGCGUUUGAUAAGCCUCUUUUAGUUCGUGUUUGUGUCUGGACUCGACGCUUCAAAAGUACAUAAGCUAUAAUACCCCUCUUAUCGACAUACCCUCGACGUCAACGGUUAAACGCACGAUCGUCUGGGCUUCUUUGCUAUGCCGCCACCUCGAAGUUGGACGUCUCCCCCUACAAGGCGAGAGAUAACGUUGCUUUUGUUCUCUUUCACAAUAUUUGUGCUGUCGUACAAUUUGGAGACGUCGUUACGAGUCGUUGGAGUUAGUCCGACAAAGUUGAAUGCUGGCUAUCUCUCCACGCUUGGUUUUGGAAGCAAAGACCCUGGACUAGAACCUGACGGACGUAGACCGGUUGAAUGGCGAGACGAACUGGAGAAGUUGAUAGUUGGAGAAUGGGAGUGGAAACAAGGUCAGAUAGCUUCUGUGGAACAUGCACAGGAGAGCCUCUUCCUCAAACCGUUGCCUGAGAGUGGAGAAGUUUCGACGUAUAUCUAUAAAGCGGGCGCAGGCAAGACGGCUUCUAGGAGUGCAACGCGGGAAGCGAUUGGUGUUGGGUUGACGAAGGGUGUUUCGAUUGGCGAGCAAUUUGUGAGAUGGGGAGAGAGGAUCCCGGAGACGAGGGCGUUGGUUCAUGUCCCAGGAUACACUAUCUUUGAGAAUUUGUUCGUUUUGAAUGGAACUUUCUACCUUGUUGCGGACAAACCUUCGUCACUGCCUCCCCUUGGGUCGAUUGCUUCGUCUUUGACUGAUCGGUCGCAAGCACCUACUCCUAAAGAUUGGCGAAUCAUCAGCAAAGAAGAAGCCUCAACCCUCUUCGGCUCCUUUGGUGGCAGAAUAUUUGGAACCAGUUGGUUAACCACAGACCCAGCGGACGCUCAAGAUCCAUAUACGCUCUUCUCUCUCUAUCGUACACACAGCUCGUUGCUUUCCCCUCACUCAUCUGGCGCUUUCACGUCAUCGUCUGGUUUGCGGAUCAUUCCUGCAGGCACGACAGGUAUCGAUAACGUUUCGCCUCCUGUACGACUUAUCUUCCCUUCUGUACCAUCAUUCUCCAGUCCAGGUUUACCGCCAGCAGACGCUAACCCGAAGACACACCCUCCAUUGAGAAUCAAAUCAUACAAUGGAUUACAUCCUCAUUUGCUGAAGGCAGUCUUUCCUACCAUGGGCAUCCUGUACUCCGAAGACUGGAAAGACUACGUCGACAUGCACGUUGCGUACAUGUAUGAUCGCAUCAUUGUCGCAGAUAGCGGAGCAGCCGAACGCGGUCGCGAACAGUGGACAGUGGGUUGGAUCCCUCCUGCCCCCAAGAAAAGUGGCAAUAACGGUGAACUUCGUCGACGGGAUGAAGAAUUCCAAGUGUCUGACACCCGGGAAGACGUAGAAGCUAGGAGGAGGGCAGAGGAGGAUCAAGCAGGGAAACCCGUUUGGGCAGCACCUUUCGUUGGCCUUAACGCGCCUGAUGAUUGGUGGACGCCUGUUCGCGAAGCUUUGCUCUCGUACUUGCGACUUCCUUCCGAUUUCGAAAGCAGCAACAAACAAACGAAGACCCUAUCGACUCCUCCAUCGAGGACACCUAUCCUUACAUACGUUUCUAUGCAAAUGGAAGCUGCGAGUGCGGGACCGAGGUUGAGGACUGAAGAUCAUGCAGCGCUUUUGAGAGGUUUGAGGAAGUUGGAGAAGGACGGUGUGUUGGGUGGUGUCAAUGUUGUUCGUGGGAAUGGGAGUAUGGAUGUUUGGGAGGAUAGGAUGAGUGCAAUCGCUCAGUCUUCUAUCGUGAUUGGUCCCUAUGGUCCUCAUCUCGCCGACAGCGUAUUCAUGCCCGCCCCUCUUCCUUCAUCACCAUCACAAGAAGGCCACCAGUCCAUCGCUCCAGUGCUCAUGGAGUUCUUCCCUCCGGGAAUGUUCAGAAGAGAUCAAGAAUAUGCCGUACGGUCAUUAGGUUCACGAUACAUCGCAUGGUGGAAUGAACGCUUGUUCUUUUUGUUUUUGCAUCACAUGUAGGAAAUUCGCGGGAAACUCUCUGCCGCCGGUUAUGGGCUUCUCUAAUGAGAGGCUACCGCAUUUGAAUGGGGUAGAGAUAAGUUUGGAUACUGAUGUGGUCAUUCAAGCGAUCCGGGAAGAAGCGAGGCGCAUAGGUUAUAGAGAACGUAAAAAGUGAGGUUUGUUGUUGAUGGACAGUUCGGGAUUAUUGUAUAGGGUAGAGCUUCUUAUAGAGCAUAAUGGGACCUAAUUUAUUAGGAUAGC
This is a messenger RNA of Somion occarium, 2476 nucleotides long. The record is from the annotation of a GenBank genome assembly. Lineage: Eukaryota; Fungi; Basidiomycota; Agaricomycetes; Polyporales; Cerrenaceae.